Messenger RNA from Eucalyptus grandis, 712 nucleotides. Its product is annotated as probable calcium-binding protein CML44. Gene Ontology annotation, molecular function: calcium ion binding. The transcript has a single exon. Bases 83 to 565 code for a protein of 160 amino acids. The record is from RefSeq and is a predicted model, not a curated record. NCBI's taxonomy places the organism in Eukaryota, Viridiplantae, Streptophyta, Magnoliopsida, Myrtales, Myrtaceae.
GCGCCGUCAGCAUUUCCUCAUGCUUCUUCAUUAGUUCCCCCAAUCUGCACAUACAUACCAAUCUUCGAUUCAUUGUAUAACUAUGUCUCCCCUCGGAACUGGAGAUUUACAUCGGAUUUUCGAGAACCUCGACAAGAACGGCGAUGGCCAGGUGAGCCUCGAGGAACUCAAUUGGCUGCUCGAGAAAAUCGGUAUCCAUCAUAGCCUGGGCGAGCUGGAAUUAUCUAUAGGGAAACCGAGCCUCGACUUUGACGAGUUUUUGUUCUUUUACGACUCCAUAUCGUCGGAAGAAACCAUGAGGAGCGGUGGAGUGGAAUCCCGAGAGAGCAGCGAAGGAGAUGUCAAUCAAGAGACCGACCUUGCCGAGGCGUUCAAGGUGUUCGAUUUGAACGACGACGGCUUCAUUUCCUGCGACGAGCUCCAGAGCGUCCUCUCAAAACUAGAGUUAUGGGACGAGAGAAGCGGGAGAGACUGUAACAGCAUGAUUCGUGCGUAUGAUACUAACAACGACGGGAAACUCGAUUUUGAGGAAUUCAAGAGCAUGAUGUCGAUUACAAUUUCUUGAUGAAAUCUACAACAACGUGACAUGUCUUGGGUGGGAUUUCCUUUUAUACAUCACACUGAUUCUAUCUAUGUACUUCUAUGACUCUAUACGUUUGUUUAGCUUCUGCCGUUACUCUCCCUUCCUACUUCAGCGUGCUAUUAUUUUAGU